Molecule: messenger RNA, 9196 nt
Organism: Culex pipiens pallens (northern house mosquito)
Lineage: Eukaryota; Metazoa; Arthropoda; Insecta; Diptera; Culicidae
Gene: gek
Product: serine/threonine-protein kinase Genghis Khan
Exons: 20
Coding region: 1570-7041 (1823 amino acids)
Biological process (GO): peptidyl-threonine phosphorylation; actomyosin structure organization
Cellular component (GO): cytoskeleton; cytoplasm
Molecular function (GO): protein serine/threonine kinase activity; ATP binding
Source: RefSeq, a predicted model, not a curated record
AUAAGCUGGUGGAAAAGUUGAAGAUGAAGAAGAAGCAGCUUGCUGGUGGUGCAGGUAUCGGAGUGAUUUUGGCUAAUGAAUGAGGUUUUUUUUUGCAUACACACGUCGUUGUUCACCGGAGAGAAAGGGGGAAGUCUUUGGGCUGUUUUUAGUUUCCAUUCAGCAGUGUCUUGGCUGUAGUGUUGUGUGUGGGGUGGACCACAUAGAGACCGAGUGGAAAGUGUAGGGUUUGUCUGGUUUUGAUCUCUCCCUCUGCUUCGCUGGGACAGGUUGACCGAUUUGUGGUUCCGGUUCCGGGUUCACUACGUGGAUUACAUCAGUGAGAAGUGAUUUGUGUGUGCUUUCGGCUUCCCAAAAUUCACAAAACAUCAAGCUGAUGAAGAAGAAGUGACCCCACAAAGGAAGCACAAUCUGCAGUAAAUAAAAUAAAAAUCAAUUCCACCAGUUUGAGCAAUUCGAGCGGUUUUCAAGCGGGGAGCAGGAAUGUGUCUGAAAACCGGAUUGUGCGACGGAAAGUGAAAGAAUCAAACGAGAUUUAUAUGGAAAAGAAGCAUUAUAGGCAAAAGGUGUCUACGGUGAGCAGCAGUGAAUGAAAUCUCGUGAAGUAAACACACUACUCUCGCGCAUCACAGGGAGGGAGAAAAAAAAAACAGCGAAAUACCACAACCAACCCAAAAGAGCAGCAGCAGGCAGCAGUGACUAGCGGAUUUCUCUGAAAGAAGUCAAGUGAGAGGUGGAGAGGUGAGGAGGUGAGAAAGAGUAUCGGAAAGCGCCACCACCGCAGGGGUAAAUCGGGCGCAGUUUGUACAAACUUGGCAUGAGCAGCAGCGCGGGUGAGCAGUGAGAUUUCGCUUCCAGUUGUGUGAGUCGUGAGAGACGUGUGUUUUGUGACACAACGAACGCGUGACAACCAGCCACAGCCAGUCAAAUUUUGCACAUGUUUUGGGGCAACCAGAAUAACAAGAAAUAACUCCGGCUUGCAGAAGAGUCCGUGUCGUGUUUAGUGCGUCGUCAUGAGAAUGGCCCUGAAACCGGCCGGGGCCCGCUGGACACCAUGAGGAGGUCACCACCACGGACCACGGUGGCUUCUAGCGGCAGGGCUCGACGACGACGACCAUGGACAACGGGGUGGCCAAGUGCAAACGGGUUGUUUCCGUUCCAGUAGUGGCAAGAAAAGUGGAACCAUCCGGCCGGAAGGUCAGCAGCAUCUACGAAACGUGAGCUGCAGCUAGAAAUCUAGAAGGAAGAAAAGCGAAAAGAGGGCUGGCGAUGACGAAGAAAUUAGAAUAAUAUGAAAAUAGUUGAAUCGAAGCCAAAAUCUAGUUUAGUGCUGCAGCAAGGAAGAAGGAAGGAAAGAAGAAAAAGGCAUAUCGACACGUGGUGGUGAGUGCCGGUGAGCAGCAGCAGCAGCUGUGAAUGAUAGUUGUUUAUCGCGGAAUAAAUAGAACAACACCGCGUGAGAGUGCAGAGAGUGUCGGGCCGGGAUUGUGUAAAGUGAAGUGAGGAAAGCGUUCCGAGGAAAAUUUCUACGUUUAGCAGCACACCGGGCAGCGAAAAUAAACAUCAAAAAUGACCGACCAAAAGGACGUCCUUGCCGGGCUGAACCUGUCCAGUCUGUCGGUGAUCCCGGCGUCCACUCGGCUGCGCGAGCUCGAGUCGCUCAUCAUCGACAACGUUACCUCGAACAACAACCUGAACAGCGCCGGCCUGUCGUCGGAGAAAUUCCUCUCGGUCGAGACGCUGCUCGACACAGCGCUGGUGCUGUACGACGAGUGCUGCAACUCGUCCCUGCGCCGCGAAAAAACCGUCUCGGACUUUAUCGAGCUGAUCAAGUCGGUGGUGCAGUGCAUCAAGCAGCUGAGGCUCGCCCGCGAGGACUUUGAGGUGCUCAAGGUCAUCGGACGGGGCGCGUUCGGCGAGGUAUGCGUCGUCCGGAUGAAUCACACUAGUCAGAUCUACGCGAUGAAGAUUUUGAACAAAUGGGAAAUGCUUAAGCGUGCCGAGACUGCGUGCUUUCGUGAGGAACGCGAUGUGCUCGUGUUUGGCGAUCGAAGAUGGAUUACAAACUUGCACUAUGCGUUUCAGGACGAUAUCAAUCUGUACCUCGUGAUGGACUACUACUGUGGUGGCGAUUUGCUCACGCUACUCAGCAAGUUCGAGGACCGUCUUCCAGAGGACAUGGCUCGGUUCUACAUUGCCGAGAUGGUCCUCGCCAUAAACAGUAUCCACGAGCUGAAGUACGUCCACCGGGAUAUCAAGCCGGACAAUAUUGUGCUGGACGCGAGUGGCCACGUUCGGUUGGCAGAUUUUGGUUCUUGUUUGAAGCUUGGUCCCCAGGGCACAGUGCAAUCGAACGUGGCCGUGGGGACACCGGACUACAUUUCGCCGGAGAUUCUGCGCGCGAUGGAGGACGGCCAGGGCAAGUACGGUCCGGAGUGCGACUGGUGGUCGUUGGGGGUGUGUAUGUACGAAAUGUUGUUUGGGGAGACGCCGUUCUACGCGGAGAGUUUGGUGGAGACGUAUGGGAAGAUUAUGAACCACAAGAAUUGUUUUGAUUUUCCCAACGACGACGAGGAGUACCAGGUUAGUGAGAAUGCAAAGGAUUUAAUCAAGCGGUUGAUUUGCUCGCCGGAUUACCGGUUGGGCCAGAACGGAAUCGAGGAUUUCAAGUCGCAUCCUUGGUUCGAGGGUAUCGACUGGGAUACCAUACGGAACGGCCAGGCGCCAUACAUACCUGAAGUUUCUAGUCCAACGGAUACGUCCAACUUUGACGUAGAUGAUACGGACAUCAAGUUGUCCGACGCGGUUCCUCCAACGACGAAUCCGGCCUUUUCCGGGCACCAUUUGCCGUUCAUUGGGUUCACGUUCACUAAGGAUAGUUGCAUAUCGGAUGUCGGGAAACUGUCACGUGCCAUUAGCAAUUUAACCAAUAGUCAAUUACAGCAAUCGCUGGCUCCGCUCAAGUUAGAAGGUAGUCAACCGCAGGGAACUGGCGUUGAGAAACGGCUCAGUCCGGACAGCACGCGUAAGCUGCAGGAUGAGAUCAACAUUCUAACCAAGCGGAACUGUGAGCUGGAAAGUCAAAUUAAAAGCUUCGAACGGCAGGAAUUCACCGCCCGAAGCAGCGGGAAUGCCGUCUCGAGUGAUGCGGUCGAUGGCCAGUUAGAUGCUAAGUUGAAAGAGUACGAAAAAAUCAUCCGUCAGCUGCGGCAGGAAAAGGAUGACCUGCAGAAGGAGCAAGCGGACGCACUAGAAAGACUGAAACUACAAGAUAAGGAACUCAAAGACGCUCUUGGUCAGCGCAAGCUGGCGAUGGCCGAAUAUACCGAAGUGACCGACAAACUCUCCGAUCUGAGACAACAGAAACAGAAACUAUCGCGGCAAGUCCGAGACAAGGAAGAGGAGGUAGAGGUCGCGAUGCAAAAGGUAGACACCCUGCGCAGCGAACUCCGCAAGACGGACAAAAUCCGGCGCGAGUUGGAAUCCAGGCAUCAAGACAUACUCUCGGAAGUUACCAGAGAACGACAGCUCCGGGAGCGAUCCGAGGAUUACUGUCGACAGCUCCAGGCAGAAGCCCGCAGCCGGAGUUCGUCCGAAAUGGGCUCGUCCGUUUCACUUGGAAUCUCAUCGUCCGACUCGAUCCGGCUGGAGAUCGACCGGCUAGAAGUGGAGUACAGCGAAAAGAUCAACCUCCAGCAGUCCCGCUACAACACGGAGAUAUCCGCCCUCCGAGAUCAGCUGAACGAAGCGGAGAACCACCGUGAAAUGCUGCAGAUUGAGCUGCAACAGGCGCGCGAUAAGCUCGACUCGACACGGCUCGAAUCCCUCACCGACUCGGAGGAAACCAUCCUGGAGCUGCGCAAACGCCACGAGCGCGAAAAGAAGAUCCUGCUGGAUGAUAACCGAAAGAUGAUCUCCGACCUGGAGAUUCUCAGCGAGCAGAAUCGACGUCUGCAGAACGAGCGACUGCAAAUGGAAAGCGAUUAUGAGGAAUUGAGGAAUAAACGCCAAGCAUUCAGUCAGUGGGAACGGCAGAUUUCGGAGAUCAUCCAGUGGGUAUCGGACGAGAAGGACGCCCGCGGCUACCUCCAGGCGCUGGCCACCAAGAUGACCGAGGAGCUCGAGUUCCUGAAGCACUCCGGCUCGCUCAACCACAACGCCAGCGACAAGAACUGGCGCAACCGGCGCUCCCAGAAGCUGGACAAGAUGGAGCUGCUGAACCUGCAGAGUUCGCUGCAGAACGAGAUCCAGGCGAAGGCACUCAUCUCGGAGGAGCUCACCCGGACGCGAACGGAUCUGGUGGCGGCACAAAAGGAUUUGCGCGAAACGCGCCAGAUUUGCGAGUCGAUCGGUGGCGAGCUGAAGCGGAAGGAUAGCCAGAUCAAGGAACUGCAAGCGAGGUUGGAAACCAACGAAGGAUUCCUGGAAAGACCGUCGUCGCAAAUGUCCUAUUUGGAUCACUUCCUGAAGGAGUCGGGCGGGGGAUCCAGCUCGACAACGCACACCAACUCGACACUGGCCGUGAAUAUGCAGCCGUCCCAGCAAAAUAGUCAGCAUGUGACCUCCACGAGCUCGUCGUCGAACAACCUUACCAACACACCAAUGAACCAGCAUAACCAGAGUCUGACCUCGUUGCAUCAACAGCUGGCCCACCAGCAGAUCCAGCAACAGCAGCAGCAGCAACAACAAGCGCAGCAGCAUCAGCAGUCCCACACGUACAGUAAUGCGCAGCAGAUGCACCAGAUGCAUCACUCCAACUACUCGAUGGAGAGCGAGGAGGGCGAUGUCGAGGAUAACCGAGGCCACUCGCUGUCCAGCUCCAAGAGCAACCUCAGUGAUCAUUCUUUGAGCAUGCACAGCGUGAUGAUGCCGAAGCAAAAGGUGCACCAGUUUCUGGUGCGCACGUUCUCUAGUCCCACCAAGUGCAACCACUGCACCUCGCUGAUGGUUGGCCUGACGCGGCAGGGCGUCGUGUGCGAGCUGUGCGGGUUCGCGUGCCACAUGAUCUGCUGCCAGAAGGUGCCCACCCAGUGUCCGGUGCCGUCGGACCAGACGAAGCGCCCGCUAGGGAUCGAUCCAACGCGCGGCAUUGGGACGGCGUACGAGGGCUACGUCAAGGUGCCCAAGCUGGGCGCGGUCAAGCGCGGCUGGGUGCGCCAGUUCGUCGUCGUGUGCGACUUUAAGCUGUUUUUGUACGACAUUACGGCGGACCGGAGCGCGCUGCCAAGUGUUCAUGUUACUCAGGUAUUAGAUAUGCGAGAUCCCGAAUUUGCGGUUUCCGGAGUGCGGGAGAGUGAUGUCAUUCACGCCGCCAAGAAAGACGUUCCUUGUAUCUUUAGGAUAACAACCUCCCUACUAGACGGCGGCCCCUCGCUGCAAACGCUCAUGCUGGCGGACACCGAGUCCGAGAAGGCAAAGUGGGUCGUGGCGCUGAGCGAACUACAUCGAAUCCUGAAACGAAACAACCUGCCCAACACGGCAAUAUUCCGCGUGAAAGAGGUGCUCGACAGCACCCUCACCGUGAUACGAAGCGCGCUGAGCGCCCUCAUAAUCGACCCCGACCGGAUCCUGCUCGGCACCGAGGACGGUCUGUUCUGUUUGGAUCUGGACCGGUCGGAGAUUGCGCGGAUAGGCGAGAGCAAGAAGGUCUACCAGCUGUGGUACAUUGCCGAGGAGCAGCUGUUGGUGAUUUUGUGCGGCAAGCAGCGCCACUUGCGGCUGCUGCCGAUCCGUGCCCUGGAGGCGACCGACGUCGAGUGGAUCAAGGUUGCCGAGUCGAAGAACUGCAUCACGGCGUGCACGGGCAUCAUCGAGCGGGGUCCCCAGCCGGUGUACUGCAUUGUGAUAGCGCUGAAGCGUCAAAACACCUCCCAGAUCGUGGUCUACGUGGUGAACCGGAACCGCAGCCGGCACCACAAGAUGUGCGAGUUUACCGUCGCGUACCCGGUGCAGAGUUUGCAGGUGCUUUCGGAUCUGCGACUGGCGGUCGGGCAUCAGAGUGGCUUCACUGCCUACUGCCUGCAGGGGGAGGCACAAGCAAUGCCUCUAGUCCAUCCGGAGAAUCAGCUGAACAACUUCCUGGCCUAUUCCGGGGUUGAUGCCUGGCGGGUGAUCGAAAUUCAGUCUGGUCAAGGUACGAAUUGUGUUCACAACUUGAAGCUUUCAAUACAGUUCAUGUUGCUUUCAGCCCACGGCGAGUACUUGCUGGUGUUCCAGACGCUCGCCAUCUACGUCGAUCUGCAAGGUCGCAAAUCGCGCGAUCGAGAGAUCAUGUAUCCUGCCGUCCCUACGCAUAUAACCUAUUGCGACGGCCACCUCCUAGUCUACUCCGAGACGCAUCUGGACAUCUUCAACGCGCAAACCGCCGACUGGGUGCAGUCGAUCGGGCUGAAACGCUCCCGGCCGCUGAUGAACAACGGCAGCCUGUCGAUCACGACGUUCAACGACGCGUCGCACGUCAUCUAUCUGGCCAACAUGCAUACAAGAGAGCUUCUCAACCUGGCGCCGUUGGAUCGGGACGGUCGUUUGAAGACGAAACGAUUCUCGCUGCGUAACGAAGGCAGCCGUACCAUCAGAGCUAGCACCGAUCGCCGCUCGAAGCUGAUCUCGGCUCCGACCAACUUCAACCACAUCUCCCACAUGGGCCCCGGCGACGGUAUCCAGAAGCAGCGAUUGCUCGACUUGCCGACCACGAUCGAAACCGCCGACCAGACGAACCAGCACAGGGUUUCCACGAUGCGUCACGCUCCUCCACCGCCACGUGCCCCGCCCCGUCCAAUGAUGCACCCGCACAACGAAGGUUCGAAUAAUUCCUUCCCAGGCGCCAAACGGACCGCUCCGGCCAGACCGCGCGACCAGCCACCCUCGUUACCACGUUCUCCUAGUCCGCUGGGCAGCAUGUCCUCGCUGCACGAUGUACUCAAGCAGGUCGCCGACAUGCAGUCGGAAUCGCGGCAGAGUGUGGCCAGCAACAACUCCAGUUCGGUGUCCACUCCGCCGUCCCCGACGAACGAUCGGCUCAGCUCCAGCUACGACUCAUAGUGGUAAGAGAAAUGCUCACAACGAUUGUGAGCAACGUCCCAAAACCAUUCGAUCGCAUCACGCUCUCACAGAUAACGUUCAGUUUCUAGCUGAUCCGCAAUGAUUCUAAAUCACUUAAGUUACUUACGUGAGUCCUUUAUCCCAGACUAGUUGGAAAUUAAAACAGAAGAAAAAAAAAUACUCGUAACUAAUAUGAACUCCAUUCUGCUUAGUUCUUUAUUUAUUUACUUUCCCCUACAAACAUUUCCGACUAAAUAAUAAAGAUUUUGUUAGUGCAAAUGCGAGCUUCGAAACCCUAUUGAUCUCUCUGACAUGAUAUGACAAACCUAACUGUACUGAACACUAAAGCGGUUGUGUUGUCCCGCCGCCCUAGAAGGCGGGCACAAUCAGACGCGAGCCGCGAGUCUCUCGUCCUAAAUUGCAAUAAUUUUUAAACCUCUACUGAUAUAAAUUAAAAAAGAAACAUCCUAUUACUGCUACGCCACUGUUCUAGAAUUUUCAGCGGAGUGUUGUUGUGCAAUAUCAAAUAGAAUGGAAUUAGGCAAAGGGGAGGAAUCGUUGAUGCCGGAUCGAUUAGUCGUCCGGCAUUCAGGGGGAGGGAUAGAACGACCUUCAAUUUUCACUAGUAGGUAAACAUAGAAACAAUUAUCACGUUAGCAAACAUUUCCUGGUCGCAAGCCAACUUUUAACCAUUUCAAUUUAAAGCAAAGCAAAUAAAAAAAAACACAUCAACUAACAUCUUAAUCCUAAACAACGAGUUCGUGAACAACGGAUAAACUGAAGAAACCAGAAAUGUCUUAUCACUCCAGCUUUCCUAUAUCGUUCACAAAUUGUACACGAAUAUCAUGUAAUAAUAACCAUGUUGAUCGCAAAUACCAUAGUUGAAGUCCUGGCGUAGUUCUAUCUGUCUAUUCAUCGGUUAAACCAACACAUUACGGUAAGAUAACACACACUUCCCGCGACUUUCCAGGGUGGUUUCAGUUUUCAACUAGCCAUUCCCACAAUUAAUACCCCUUAAAAAUAACAACAAAAAGUUAGCAUUGCUAAACACCCCUUCUGUGUGUAAACUCUCAAAUUAUGUGAGACAAAUCACACGCCAAUGGAGCGAGAAAAACAAAGUCAAUAAAAAAGGAAAUUUAAUCAAAUUUACUACUACCUACUCUUACGCAACACUACUCUCGUAAAAAAAGUCGUUCAUCAACCAUCCAGGUUCACCGGAACGUUCUUUAAGGCGGAAAGAGCCAACAUCGCUUAAAGGGAGAAAUUAGAAAGAAGAAGAAAAAACUGAUGACAAUAUUUAGUAUUUCCGAUGCAGAUUUACUGUAUUUGUUGAUAAUAUAUACAAAUAGUAAGGAAGUGCGCAUAGCAGAAAAGAAAGAAAAAAACAGAUAAAAACUCUCAUGAACGCAAACUACAAAAAAAAACUUGAACCAUGUAAAAUAACACAACUAAUUUAUAAAAAAAAACAACCUUGCGUUAGGUUUCUGUUGUAAAAAGAACUCAUCGAUGCUUCACACUGUAUAAACAUCAAUUUACCAAUCGGUUUAAGUAAACAAACACUCACACACACACACUCACUCACUAAGCACGUAACUUAACAUAAAAUCAUCGUACGCGAACAAAAACAACAACACAACUCAAAUGACACACUUAGCAAAAGUAUUUAUUUACAAACUUUCUGCAUAAUUUAUUUCUCCCACGAGUGGAUUUUACCAACCAUUCAGUUCGUAUUUUACAAACGUUUUACUGAUUUCAACACAAGCUCACAAUUUUUCCACGUUUCGUUUUUACCAUUAUUCGUUUUAACAAAAAGUCUCUUAAACGUGCUGGUUUUAACUGCUGUGCCACCGCUUGUUGUGCGUUUGAGUUUAGUAUAUGAGUAAAACUGACAAAUUACAAUAAACAGGAGUAAAAAAAAAACAGAAAACAAACGUAACGAACGAAACUAAGCGAAAUCAUUUGCUGCUAUGAAGACAAAAGUUGAAGAAGAAAAAACAAAAAUCAUGGAAAACAUAAUACUUCACUAAGUUUAAGUUAGCGGUAUGUAUAGUAUAUAUAUCGAAAGUCUAGUGUUUUAUAAAAUUAUAUUAAUUGUAAAAUUACCACGACAAAAUAUAUUAAUAUACAAGCAUUGAAACAUGGAAAAAGCAUCGCA